Colossoma macropomum (tambaqui) is the source of this 4469-nucleotide messenger RNA. It is a transcript of the gene phyhipla, whose product is annotated as phytanoyl-CoA 2-hydroxylase interacting protein-like a. NCBI's taxonomy places the organism in Eukaryota, Metazoa, Chordata, Actinopteri, Characiformes, Serrasalmidae. Gene Ontology annotation, molecular function: protein binding. The coding region runs from base 4 to 1125 and encodes 373 amino acids. Gene Ontology annotation, cellular component: cytoplasm. The transcript has 5 exons. The record is from RefSeq and is a predicted model, not a curated record.
GACAUGGAGGCUCCGGGUCUCGGCCGCGGCGUCCCGGCGAGCCCGCGCGAGGGCCUCGUGAAGAACGUGAGCCUGGAGUCGCUCCAGCUGUGCGAGAGAGACGGUAAGGCAGAGGACAGCGGUGUGGUAGAGAUGGAGCUCCCCGUGCCUGUGAACAUCAGGAUCAGUAACAUCACCUGUGACUCCUUCAAGAUCUGCUGGGACAUGGACCCUCGCACCAAAGAGAAAAUCACUCACUACUUCAUCGACCUCAACAAGAAAGAGAACAAAAACUCCAACAAAUUCAAACACAAGGAUGUUCCCACUAAGCUUGUUGCCAAGGCGGUGCCGUUGCCGAUGACAGUGCGAGGCCAUUGGUUCCUGAGCCCAAGAACAGAGUACACAGUUGCCGUGCAAACCGCAUCCAAGCAGAGCGAUGGAGACUACGCCGUCUCAGAGUGGAGCGAUAUUGUAGAGUUUUGCACUGCAGAUUACUCGACUGUGCACUUGACUCAGCUGCUUCAGAAGGCUGAGGUCAUCGCUGGCAGAAUGCUCCCCUUCACAGUUUUCUACCGCAAUCAGAACCAAGAGUACUUCGACUACUGCAGAAACGUGCAGGGUGGCCGAAUGCUCCCUUCGGUGAAGGACAACAGCGGCAGCCAUGGCUCUCCCCUGAGCGGUAAGUUGGAGGGCAUCUUUUUCAGCUGCAACACUGAGUUCAACACCGGCCAGCCGCCGCAGGACUCGCCGUACGGCCGCUACCGCUUCCAGAUCGCGGCCGAGGAGCUCUUCGCCCCAGACACGCGCGUCUACUUCGGCGACUUCUACUGCAUGUACACGGCCUACCACUACGUCAUCCUGGUGCUGGCGCCGCGAGGCUCGCCGGGAGACGUCUACUGCAGCGAGAGGCUGCCUGAGCUCGACGUCACCGACAACCGCUUCCUGACGCGCGUGUGCGGCCACGACGGACGCGUGGAGUUCCGUCAUGCGCAGGACGUCAUCCUGGAGCUCAUCUACACAGAACCCGUGGAGCUGGCUCGGGGCAGCGUGGCUCAGAUCAGCGGACAUCAGCUCAUGAGCCUGUCCACCGUCAAUGCAAAGAAGGAUCCCAGCUGCAAGACCUGCAACAUUAGCGUGGGACGCUAACGCUAGCACUCAUGCACAAGCUCAAGGCUGGACUGUGUCCGACCCUCAGAUCACACACCUCAAGAACUCGAACAUUAGCAUGGACUGAGAUAUCGUAACACAGAUUCAUCCCAAACAAACUAACCAUCUGUGUCCAAACCCUGAGAGCUGCAACAUGGGAAGCUGGCAGGCUCUCACAUGCACACUCAAGCUGGACUUACUAAAUGGGAAUUUUAGUAUAAUUCAGCCACUGAGAUGAAAACAAAGUCAUUCAGAGUGUUUGACGUGAAAUGAUUCGUUGUAGAGAAACUCACCGAUUUAAACCUUUACAGUGGUGAUAAGAAAUAGAAAUAAUAGCCGCUUUACUUACUAUAUAAAAUGACCAGUGAACCUACACGUGUCUUCUGAGUAAAGCUGAUAAUAGUACAAUAGUGCUAAUUCUUUUUCUUUGGAACUAUUUUGCCCUGCAUGUACCUCUCCGCCAUGACUGGAUAUCAAAAACUAGUUUUUAAACCAAAACCUUCUCGCAAAACUCUUGUAAUGUCAAUGCCUCAGGUAUUUGGCAAUGUAUUCACAGCCAUUUCAUGUAGUAACGUCUUAUAGUAUAGUUUUUAGAGGGCAAAUGCUUUGAACCUCUAGUUCCAGUCACCACCACUGUGAACAGCUUUUACCCUGUAAAUUUCUCUAGAACAAGGCAUUUCACAUCAAACCACCCUGCAUGACUUUAUUUACAUCUUAACGAUUGAAUUAUGCAGAAAUUUUGGAAAAUUGAUGAAAUUUAAAAAUACUCUCACCUCAAAACAUCUAACAUGGACUAACCCACACAUAAAUUAAUCUUAGACUUACUAGCCACAAACCCCAAGAGCUGUAAUAUUAGCAUGGAAUGCUAAGAACAUUAGCCUGGGGCACUAACGUUUACUAGCAGUCAAGCUGGACUAAGAAAUGACCCAUCAGAUGACACACCCCAAAAGCUACAACGUUAGCAUGGGACACUAACGACAUUAGCAUGGGGAGCUAAUACUUAUCCAUUAUUAGAGUUUAUUAGUGCAAGUUACACUAAAACGCACAAUCACACUGUAAACCUACUAAACCUACAGGGUCCAACCUUUAACAUACUAUCAACGUGGAUCUUGGGACUUGUGAAUUUAGUGUGGGAUGCUCAUCCAUGCUGACGCAAUCUGGGAAUAUAAAAACACCCUAAAAUUAACCUAUAAUUCAACUUUGAUUUAAACCAGUUGUGUCCAACCCUCUAAUAGCAGCAUCCUGAGUAUUUUUUCCUUUCUGAAACAUACCAUCAGCUUUAGCAUAAGAUGCUAUCAAAUGCUAAACCUGAAUUUCACUAAAACUGUGCAAUGAUAAUAUACAGUACUGUCUAAAAGCCAGAGACCUUCAUUUAUUUAAUUUCCAUUCAAAAUGGCCAAAAAGUACAAGUUACUCAUGUUUACAUUUUGAUGCUGAUAUUUAUGAGAAGAUUAGAUGGAAAAUCUCAGCACUAUGGGUCUGAAAGUAGCUGUCAAGAAGCCCUUACUAAGAAAAGCUGGAUGUGUUUGGGAGUACCUGGAUUGUGAGAAGCAGAAAAUGCAACCAACUAACACUGAACUUUGGACGUGUGGAAAAACAUCCCUGCAGAUUUCUUUGAAAGACUGAAAGCGAGCCUCCUGAAAAGAAUGAAAGCUGUUUAGUUUUGAAGUUUCGUGUACUUUGUCGGUAAUUAUAUGUGUUGUACUUUUUUCAACGCUGAAAAAAUGAACAACCUGUACUUAAUAGCCAUUUCGACGGGAAAUUAAAUAAACAAAAGUAUAGUCUUUGGCUUUUGACAGUACUGUACCUACCCUAAGCAUUGCACUUGCAUUUAAAGGCCUAUUAAAUGUCAAGACAUACUAACUGGCAAGGACUUAAGCUGACACUGUGGUCAUGGUCCUAAAGAUCACACACUUCAAGGACGGAUUAAUGUGGACCACUUAUACGUAAACACACAAAACACACUUAGCAUGACCAUGCUGACCUUCCAGCCAUCAGUUCCACCACAACCACAGCUACCCUCUCCUGCUAGCUGUUUCAGUUUGGAAUGACGACCAGUGCUGAAGAACGUCCGAAUGAACCGUAACGGGAUAACUCCAGCCCGAACGUAUGCGUGAGUAACUGAAUGCAGGGCACCAUGUACCAUGCCUGGAUGCUUUUGUCCCACAUUGCUUGUCUUAAUAGGCUGAAUUAUCGGAGGCCUAAACCAACAUAUUAACUAAAGCAAACUGGCCUGGCACCAAAAUCCUUGUCUGCAAAGAUGGAAAUGAAAUGGGAAGAAGAAUUAAGAAAAAGGACAAAGAAAGAAAGAAUGCGACUGCAAAGCCCGUGUGCGCUCAUGGUGCUCCAUCUGCCCCCGUCCUGACACAAGCCGCUGAUAUUCUUCAAAAAGAGUGAAGAAAGAACACCUAUGAACUCACACAGCCUUACCUGUUCAUCUUAUCGCUUGAGGAAAACAUCACCAUGACACAACUGACGUUAGAAACGACUUAAACUAACAAACCCUACUUUGUGUCGUCUGCUCCAGCAGUUUCUAUACUAAGGAAAGUUCUGAAUUGAGAAAGUUUAGCAGGCUUUCCAAGCAAGGAUUAAGCCCUGUUUAGAAAUUAAAUGAAUUUUCAGUGACAGUUUACUCAAAACGAGGCUUAAUCUUUGUUUGGAAAAAGUGCCUCUGAAGGUUCCACUUUUCCAUGCAGCUUGUCAACGUUCCACCUUUUCCCUCACUGGCUUUAUGCUCUUGCAUAGAGACCUGUUUAUUUUUACAAUCUAUUCGCAGUUCUCCUUUAACCAGUUGUCACUUUUUUGUUUGUUUUGCUUUGUUUUUUUAAGAGAAUUGCUGUUUUACUUUGUACGAAAGUUAUUUUCCUGGAGGGAACGGAACGCCGUGCACGUGUAUUUGUGAGUGAGAGUGUGUGAGAGAGAUUUUGUGCUGGAUCGCCCAGCAGCUUUAUUCUGCAUGUUCAUCGUGAAAUUGACGUGGUCUCGUUUUUUCGACAUUUCUGACCCUCAAAGCUGUGCUAUUGUAUGCCAAAGGUGUCUCGGUGAGAAACGUUUAACCGAACUGUGCUUAACACAAAGGAGAUGACACGAGUCAGCCUCGUUACAGGGGUUAUAGAAGUCCUAACACUGGGUGAUUCAAUGCAACACAGGCAUGAUUCGCUGGGGAAACCGUAUCUGAUCCUAAGCCAGUCUGGACGCAGACGUUUGUUGAUAAGCUUAAACGGUGAGCGCUAUUCACAGGUCCAGCAGCUCCAACAGCUUUUCUACUAAAUGUCACAGCUGCACAAAAUAGGGUUCAGUGUUUUCAAGCCUAAACUGUACAAAUGAUUUAUUGUUAUUAUUAU